GCGGGAAGGGGAGGAAGAAGAAGAAUCUGGGGAGGAGGAGGCCGUGGCGAUGGAGAAGGACGAGGAGGAAGACAAAGAGGAGGAUGACGAAGAAGGAGGGGGGGGAGGAGGAGGAGGAGGAGGAGGCGCUGACGAUGGAGGACAAGGAGGAGAAGGAGGAGGAGGAGGAGGAGCAGGAGGAGGCGGAGGAGGAGGAAGAAGAGGUGGAGGAGGAGGAGGCCACAAAGACGGAGGAGGAGGGAGAGAACUAAGAGGAGGAAGAAGAAGAAGCGGAGGAGGAGGAGGAGGAGGAUGGCUAGGAGGACGAGGAGUAGGAAGAGGAUGGGGAAGAAGAGGAGGAGGAAGAAGAGGAGGAGGAGAAGGAAAAAAAGGAAAAGGAAGAAGAGGAGGGCCUGACGAAGGAGGAGGAGGAGGCCACGACGGCGGAGAAGGACGACGAAGAAGAAGAGGUGGAGGAUGAAGAGGAAGAAGGAGAAGAAGAAGAGGAGGACGAGGAGUAGGAGGAGGCCCCGACAGGGGUGAAGGACAAAGAGGCGGCGGCAGCGGCGGUGGCAGUCGGGGGGGAGGUGGAGGAGGAGAGAUGACGAGGAUGGGAAGGGAAAAAAAAAAAAAACAAUAAAAAAUGCACAGGAUA
Molecule: messenger RNA, 634 nt
Organism: Chara braunii
Lineage: Eukaryota; Viridiplantae; Streptophyta; Charophyceae; Charales; Characeae
Source: the annotation of a GenBank genome assembly